Molecule: messenger RNA, 702 nt
Organism: Fonticula alba
Lineage: Eukaryota; Rotosphaerida; Fonticulaceae
Exons: 2
Coding region: 90-575 (161 amino acids)
Source: RefSeq, a predicted model, not a curated record
CCCCCCCCCCUCAUCUCUUCGUUGUGUCCCUUCGGGCUGCCGCCAUCCUCUGUUACCCUCUCACCCCUGGAACCCACACUCAAUCCGCCAUGUCCCGCCUCCAGCAGCUGUCGCGGCAGUACAUGCGACACCAUUCGUUCAAGGUGUUUGUCCUGGCCACGCUUGGCACCACGCUGGCCGGCCUGGCGGCCAGCAACCAUUUAUACACCGGCCACCGGAUCUAUGGCGCUCGGUCGCACAUUGAUCGGGUUCACGACCGCCUUGUGGCGCCGGCCGAUGAGGACGAGUUCCACAUGAUGACAUACAUCCUGGGGCGGACGUCGCGGUACACCGGCCUGGCUGGCGAUGGCCUGGAUAUGGUUGAUUGGGCGGCCAUUGGCAUCCGGCUGAACCAUGUCCGGCUGGGGAUCUAUGCCGCCCAUGCGUACUACGUGUCGGAGCUGCUGGGUGACAAUCGGCCUGAGAUUCUGCGCGAUUGGCGCCAUCAGGCCCUUUUCACCUAUGUCGCCCGCAAGGAGGAGAUCAACGAGGAUGAUAUCCUGCCACCGGUGAAGUCCGGGGCUACGGGGAUGUAAGUGCCUUGCUGCGUCGCGCCUGUCGCGCCUCCCUCCCUCCUCUGCCCCUGGUGCGCAAGUGAAGGGCAUGCGCGCGGACCCACCACCCACAGAGGUGGCCAAAGAAAAUAAAACCAUACAUAGACCA